This is a messenger RNA of Archocentrus centrarchus (flier cichlid), 945 nucleotides long. RefSeq names its product olfactory receptor 142-like. Gene Ontology annotation, molecular function: odorant binding; olfactory receptor activity; G protein-coupled receptor activity. Gene Ontology annotation, cellular component: membrane. NCBI's taxonomy places the organism in Eukaryota, Metazoa, Chordata, Actinopteri, Cichliformes, Cichlidae. The record is from RefSeq and is a predicted model, not a curated record. The coding region runs from base 1 to 945 and encodes 314 amino acids. Gene Ontology annotation, biological process: detection of chemical stimulus involved in sensory perception of smell; G protein-coupled receptor signaling pathway. The transcript has a single exon.
AUGCUUUCUCUUAUAAUGGAUAAUGUGUCUAAUGUAAGAAGUUUCAUUCUAUCAGGAUUUAAUGAGACGAUGAAUUUCAGAGUCCCCCUCUUCUCACUCACUUUAAUGUAUUACUGUGUGAUUUUAUUUUUCAAUAUCUCUCUCAUUGUGAUCAUUAUCUCAGAUGAAAUCCUGCAUGAACCCAUGUACAUUUUAUUGAGCAGUUUUUGCAUUAAUGCAGUUUAUGGGACCACAGGUUUCUACCCCAAAUUCCUUUCAGAUUUACUGUUGUCUUCUCAAACAAUAUCAUAUGAAGGGUGCCUUUUACAGGCUUUUAUCAUGUACUCAUUUGCCUGCUGUGAUUUGUCCAUUUUAGCUGUUAUGGCCUUUGACAGGUAUCUGGCUAUAUGUCGACCGCUGCACUACCACUCUUUCAUGACUAAGAGGAGGCUCUCUCAGCUGGUGUGUUUCUCCUGGCUGACACCUUUAUGCAUUUUCUCCAUUAAUGCUGUGCUAACAUCAAGAAUCAAGUUAUGUGGGGUAAACAUUCAGAGAGUCUUAUGUCUGGACUGGUUAAUUGUUAAACUUGCUUGUCCUGAAACUGAUACAUUUUCAAAGAACAUCACUGCGUAUGCAACCAUUAUCAUUUAUGUGUCUCAUGGCUUUUUCAUAAUUUGGACUUACAUGCAUCUUAUUAAAACAUGUGUGAGGUCCAAAGAAGACAGGGCAAAGUUUAUGCAGACCUGUAUGCCCCAUCUGAUCUCUUUAAUUACAUUUUUAGUUGUAAUGUUUUUUGAUCCAGCAUACAAGCAAUUUGGUUCCACAGAUUUAUCUCGAAGCCUCCAAAACUUUAUUGCUAUUGAAUUUCUCAUCAUCCCUCCAGUUAUGAAUCCUCUCAUAUAUGGAUUCAAACUCACCAAAAUACGAAACAGAAUUUUGGGUGUAGUUUAUUUUAAAAGAAAAUGA